This is a messenger RNA of Dimorphilus gyrociliatus, 774 nucleotides long. Lineage: Eukaryota; Metazoa; Annelida; Polychaeta; Dinophilidae. The record is from the annotation of a GenBank genome assembly.
GCAUUUGGUUGUCAAUCAAGUACGAAAAAGUAUGAAAUUCUUCAUUUUAGCCAUAGUACUUUACAUUUUUGUAACGGAAAGUAAACCUAUUGAUAAAAGUGAUGACCAAUUGGAUAAUCUAUCAGAGUUUAUCCGCAAAUUUCAAAUAAAAAAAAGGUUACCUCCUUUGGAAUCGGGAUUUGUUAAAAGAUUACCGCCACUGGAAUCUGGAUUUGUCAAGCGUCUCCCUCCCCUUGAGUAUGGGUUUGUCAAGAGAUUACCUCCAAUGGAGUCAGGUUUCGCUAAAAGAUAUCCACCAAUAGAGUCAGGAUUUGCUAAGAGAUUACCGCCAAUUGAAUCUGGAUUCUUCAAAAAGUGAGAUUACUGACAAAACAGAGGGGAUCUUUAUGUAUAGUUGUUUGUCAAAUCUUAUGCAAUGUCUGUAUAAAUAAACAACGUAUGGCAAUGUGAAAUUUGGAGCUCUUUUUGUCAUCAAAGAAGAAUAAGAUAAAAGAGUUAAUUAUAAUUUAUAAUUCCAUUUUUCUUAAAUCAUAUUUGCUUCUUGCUAGAUACGCUGGUAUAAUAAAUCCUGUAGGAUUGGUUUCAUAGUAAGGCACUACAGUGUAUACUGGGAAAUAAUCACAGUAAACAUAAUAAACGAGCCGUGAAAUAUAUACUCAGUUAGACGGAUUUUUCGUAUACUUAAAACAGAUAUGUUAAUUCUUUUUAUCAUAGAAAAUGAGAGGAAUGUAAUAUUUAGAUGUAAUGAUGAUUUCUAUAUUAAGUUCAAUUAGA